This is a messenger RNA of Aphanomyces invadans, 2582 nucleotides long. RefSeq lists its product as hypothetical. NCBI's taxonomy places the organism in Eukaryota, Oomycota, Saprolegniomycetes, Saprolegniales, Verrucalvaceae. The record is from RefSeq and is a predicted model, not a curated record. The coding region runs from base 13 to 1332 and encodes 439 amino acids. The transcript is spliced from 6 exons.
CGCGGCACCAUCAUGUCGGACGAGGACGAAGUUACGUACGACAUUCAUGCAGACAGCAGCUCGAAGCUGACCAAGUCCCUGCAAAAGGCCAUCGCGAAGUCAACGAAGCAAAGCAAGUUCACCACCCCAUCGGAAUCGUCUGCGGCGGUUGUUGCUCCAGCCAUCAUGUCGAGACAAUCUGUGGCUGCCACGCUCAUGGAAAAAGGUCAAGAAAGUGACGAAGAUGAAGAAGAUGGAUUUGCCUCGAUCCUAUUGUUUGAACCGCCUGUAUCCAUCGUAACCCUUGAAGGUCAUUCAGGGGAUUAUGAAACAUCGACACAACCGAAAUCUCCCUCGGUACAACACACAACGCAUGAUACGUCACGCAGAAUUCCGCGCUCUCAAAAUGUUGCUUCUUCGAAUCGUCACGGUCUUGUGUCCGACUUGGCGCCAAUUGGACCUUCGCAGCAUCGAAUUCGCCAACUUCAUGUCCAAGCAACCCCUCGGAAAGUGCAAACAACGCAAUCCUUCGAAUCUGCCUUCGAACGCCCUUCACAUUGGCUCAAAACACCUCCCUUGCAAUCACUGCCAAAAAGGACGAAUAAAGUUGCGACAACGAAGCGUCAGCCACCGGCGUUGCUAUUGCUAUCAACUCCGCCACCACAAUCAUCGACUCCGUAUCGAAAAUCCAUGGCGGAGUUGCUGCGACAAGCAACUGCUGGAGGCAUAGAACGCGUUCCAAAUUCCUCUCCAACUCAACCCCGAAACGAAGACAUUGAAGAUGCAGGGUACAUUGCUUCGGAGAUUGGAACAUCGCAACGACAAUUACCCUUUCACGUGCCCCCGAAGGAAAAGCGACGAAAGCGCCUGAGUGACGUUACCAUUCCUGGUGAAAUCGGUGCUGUCGUGCAGCGUGCCACACGCAAAGCUAGUCGUGACGCAACUCUCUUUCAUACCAACUCCCAUCAAGCUCCAUCCACGUCAAGCAUGAUAGACGCGCCUCAAUCCCGCCCGUCGAUUACAAUCUGCUUGCUACGGACCCGACUUGUGGCAGACUUUGCCGUGUUCACCGCAUACAUCCACCAAGUCUCUCCCGCCAUUCAAUCAUCGCCACCACCCUCUCCACCGCUGCUGCCCAUCCGUUCCGACGUGAUUGUCGAUGCCGUCUUUUCCAAAUCAGCCCUUGCAAAACUUCGUGACAAUGUCCUCGUUACCCUUUAUGCGCCGUUCCACAUUUUGUCCCUCGAUGGGCCGUAUCCGUUCCCACUGCUUUUGGGAACGCAGCUGUUUCAAGUCUCCAAUGCUGUCCACUCGUGUCAAACUGCUCUACCCUUUGACGAUGAAUGGGCAUAAGUCGAUGGCGCGGUUUGAGGGCGGGAUGAGCUUGUCGUUGGAAGCACCUUGGCGCUGCCAUGGUGUUUCUUCAAAUUCCUCGAAGCAUUGCUGGAUUUUGGUCGCAGCUGCGCCGCCGAAUUGGAUGCAACAAGUAAAGGUGGUGGGGCUUCCCCGAUCUUGUCCAUGCCACCAACUAGCGUCUUGAUCAAACUCGACGUUUGGGUCAAAAUAGCGGGGGUGCCGACGCGACCGUAUACUCUGGGGUUGUAGCACUGCAAGAGCCGAAGUCGGUCGCUGUCGGUCAGUUCCGGUGCCAAUUCAUCCCGUCGAUAGUUGAGCUUCUUUAUUCGUUGAAGCGACUGCAUGAACGUCAAGACUGAGUUCGACCGGAGGCGCAUCUUCGGCUGGUUUUUGAGUUUUCGGCCGUAGUAGUCUUCGGACGGGACCUCCUCACGCGGUGACUCGAGCGAAUGUGUUGCCGCAUAUGCUGCCAUGUUUUCUUGCAUCUCGCGCUCGAACGCUUGCUUCGCAUGGUCGUCCUUGGUCACUUGUUCUUUCAAGGUCGCGAUCGCUUCCACAAGCCAAGGUUUUUUGCGUCUCUCGGUUUGUACUUGACAUAGCUUCGGUCCAUCUUUUCGCAUCGGCCCGUGUACUUUGAGAACGAGAAUCAGCCGUCCUAUGGACGUUUUGGUGCGCUUGGAUUUCAGAGGACAACGGCGACGCAAUGUCAAGUCAAGUGGCCCCACUGAUGCCGCGAGGUCAAAUGUGUCCUGGUCGUGCUGCUGCACGAGUUGGACACGCAUACCGUCCAAGAGCACCUGGUCGUCAGCACGAAUUGGCUGAAGUGCCCACGCAUACGCUGCGAAGAGAUGUGCUAUCGGGGCAAACUCUCCAUUCUUCCCCUCGUCCCAUGCAGAAGAUGCAAGUGACACUAACUUGAUGUCAAGUCCAUGGAGCGGCGCUGGAGCUGACACGAGGAAUGCAUCAGUGUCCUCGGGGUCGGAGGACACGAGCUGCAGAGCCACCGGAUCGUGGCGAGUGACAAUCACGGUUGAAGCAUGUGCCCACGGCCCCGGUACGACUCGAAAACGCGAAGCAGGGCCUUCACCCACUCGCAAAGAACCCUUGGACGCUUUUAUAGGAGCCCCUGUGGCUGUGUGAAAGCUAAUGCACGUUUGGAAUGUCACGCCUCGUCCUAUGAGAGAUGCAAGAGCGCUGAAGUGGCAUCGAGUGACGUGAUGGACUAUACGUUUGACACGCCGCGGCGG